UUUGUGACUGUAGUGGAAAAGAAGACCGAUAGUUUUUUAUAGCCUUGUUUGAGUUUCUGUGGGGGAAAGACAUGUUUUGCGGAGGAAAAGUAAAGUGUGAGUCCGGACCGCACAGUCGUCAGAACCGACAGCCAAGGGAUGUUACCGAGAGUUGUGCCAGCCUCCUCAUCAGCAAAAUAGGACCAUAAAUCUUUCUGUGGCGAGGGGAAAAGCUCUGUUUGGCCUGCUGUACAGAGGACAGGGGGACAGCGCAGAAGAAAAAGCAGAGAAAGACAUAAAAGGAGUGCCUUAGAAGUGAAGGAAGAGGAGCGCCACAAAAUCUGCACUUUGUGAACAGCGACGAAGACAUGAGACCAUUAAAGAAGCACAGAGGUCGUUCUCCCCCGUUAACGAGAGGCAGAGGGGGGAGAAGGAGAGGGGGCUCGCAGCCGCUCCCAGAGAAAGACCCCAAAAGAGUUAAGAGGGAGACACUUGUCAAAACCACGCAGCAUACACCCAACCCUCCCUCCACACGCAAACAGACUCCGCCCACAGCCGCCAACUCUAACAAGGAACCACUCACAAACAGCAAUACCCCCACGAGGGAGGAGUCUACUGAGCUGAGGAAACCUGUGGAGUCAGUCGAGAAAGAAGGGAAGAAGGCAGAGGAAAAGACAGAAAAGGAGAAGACAGUGGACACAAAUGGAAAUAGUGCUGUGGCCAGUGAUACUGUAGCAUUUCCUACCUCUGCCCCAGCGCCACUUUCCACAGCCACACCCUCUCCGGCCACCAAUCACAGCCCCAGUUUAGGCUCUGUCUCUAGUAGGAAAACAGCCACAUUUAAGGCUCGUGUACCCAAGAAAAAAUACACAUAUGAGCACUUUGCUAACAAUGCAAGUGCCCUGACUACCAUUCCUACCUCCAGCCCUGCACUCAUACACAACAGUUACUGCAAUACUAACAGAAAAACCAGUGAUAGUGUGAAUACUCCCAAUAAUAAUUUCAAGAGUGGCAACAAUAUUAGUAAUAUCAUUAAUAAAAGCAUUAAUGUCAGCAUCAGUAGUAGUACUAACACUAAAAGUGAUAUUAACAACAUUAUUAACAGUAGUAACAGUAGUGCUGGGAGCCAUAAUACUUUUAUCAAUAGCAGUAAUAGUAGAAGUAAUAAUUGCUCAGGUAAUCAGCCAUUAGUGCUAACUGUGGAUAGUAAAGCUACAGAAGCAAACCAUUUUGUUUCCACGGAGGAUAAAGCCCUCAGGACAGCAGAAUCCCUGGAGAAAGAUUUCCAAGCUGGGGAAAAUGAGUCAGAGGGGGCUCCUAACUCAGUGCGCUCCUCGUCCACUGAUACAGCCAGUGAGCACUCAGCUGACCUGGACGUGAUGGAAGCAACAGGACCAAGCCUUCAUCAAAAGAACUCUCACUACCCAUCUCCACUCCAUAACUCGCACCAUAAAGAGGCCAGUCUUUCGGAGGGGGUAGCUGAACCUCUGGCCAAAGGCAUGAAAAACCAGAGAGUUCUUGCUCGCCAGAUGAGGAGGACCCUGGAGAGUGGUGUUGGGGCUGCAGGGGACAGAAGGGUUAAGGAGACUAACUCAUGCCCUUUAUCACCUGUGUUCAGACCAGGGGUGGUGCGUAGGGUGGGUGGAAGUACUGUUGAAGUCCAGCUCCAAGGACAGGAGACCCUUGUUAAAUACCCUUUUCAUGGUGGGACUGUGAUGACAUCGUCAUCAGGGAGCACGGUGGAGUUAAUUUUAGAUGCCCCCCCACCUGGCAUGGCACCUGUGGCUGUCAGGACGCGAGUGUGCGUGCCCUUUGGUGGAGAGGAAGGGGGUCCUCUGCUGUACAGAGAAGGGAUUGUCACUCAGGUGGACCCCCACCCCGGUGUGUCAUUUCCUUACCAGGUGCUCCUGAGCGAAGACAGAGAGACUCAGGACAAUGGAGAGGUGGGGGAAGAGAAAGAGAAAAGGAAGGCUAAUGCUCAGGCUGUGUGGGUGUCCCGACAAAGCCUGAGGCUCCUCACACCUCCCUGGGAGGUUCCACAUUUGGAUGGUGGGAGGGCUAAGGAGAGGGAGCGGGAGAGGGAAAGGGAAGAGAGGGAGCGAAGGGAGGAGAUGGAGGUAGAAAGGGAGGUGUGCCAGUUGAGUAUUGGGAUGGGGAUGUUGGGACCAGGAGCAAGGUUGGGCCAUGGUUUUUCACAUGAAGGGGUUGCAGGAGGGCAUCCCUAUGGAAACACACAUCCGGCACCCCAUUCCUCCACUGUGACCUCUAGUGUAGCUGGCAGCACAGGUCAUGGCUGCGGAGAUAACUUUUCUGACAGAGACAGACAGAAACAGCCAAACACUCCAGAGGAGGACGCUGAGGUAUCUUGUUUUAACAUGGCUCUCACGGUUGGUCACAAGCCAAAUACUGGGUCCUCUCAGCACAGAAACAUCAUCUCCAAGUCCACUUGCUAUCCCCCCUCCUCCCCUCACCUCUCUGUGGUGCGAGGCUUGGGACCCCCGCACCUCUCCACUUUAGCUAGUCCUCAGCCACCCCGUUCCCCUGCCUUGCUGGGGUCUGAAAUGAACACCACUCCAAACCUACCUCCAUCAAAGACCACUCCCACUCAGACCCCUACUCCCACUUCUGGUGGGGGAGCCUCCUCUACCUCCUCUCGCUCCAGGACUCCCCUCUCAUUGGCUCAGCAGAAAUACAAGAAGGGCGAUGUGGUGUGCACCCCUAAUGGUAUCCGUAAGAAGUUCAAUGGUAAGCAGUGGAGGAGGCUGUGCUCCAGGGAGGGCUGUAUGAAAGAGUCACAGCGUCGAGGAUACUGCUCAAGACACUUGUCCAUGAGGACCAAAGAGAUGGAGGCGGCAGGUGGAGAGGGGGGAGGAGGAGGCAGCAGCUCAGGGACAGUCACCCCCUCUGACCUGCGGGGGAGAGCAAGCAGUGAGUUUGAGUGGGACGACACAUCAAGAGAGAGCAGUGAGACCAGUAGCAGAGGAGACUCCAGACCCCGCUUGGUCCUCCCCUCACUCCUCCCCCAUGAUCUGUCGUCACGCUUCGACUUCGAUGAGUGUGAGGCCGCCACCAUGCUUGUGUCAUUAGGGAGCUCCCGCUCUGGUACCCCCUCCUUUUCUCCCAUAUCCAACCAGUCACCCUUCUCCCCUGCCCCCUCUCCCUCGCCCUCCCCACUGUUCGGCUUCAGGCCAGCCAACUUCUCCCCAAUUACAGCUUCCCCAGUCCUGCAACACCGGAGGCACAGGCAACCCAGCGGCACGGGGGGAGGAGGGGCAGGGGGCAGUAAGGUAACAACUCCAGCUGGAGGAGGUGAGAGGGAGAGACACACUUCAGGUAUCCAGCCCUCCUUCCACAGCAACCUGAUGUUUACAGUCCCCAUGAGUCCCAGCAAACGAAAGCCCGACGCGCCUCCUCCACCACCCCUUCCCUCACACCACCACGAUUACACACCCAAGACAGAGCUGGAGCAGGGGGACCUGAACAACUCUUUCAGGGUGCUGUCCCCUCAAACACCAGCUUCACAUUCCCGCACACACACACCCACCUUCUCCCGACCCAGAGGAGUGACCACCCCCUCCUCCAGUACACCACCGUCCUCCACUGCUGUCUCCCCUCCUCCUCUACUGGUGUCUCCAACUCCUCCCUCUCCUCUCACUCCUGAUGGAGGGCCUCGUCGUGUGGUCCCUGUAUCCCAACAGGCCUUGCGGGACUCCCCUGUCAUUGUGAGGAAUCCCGAAGUCCCGCUGGCAAAAUUUACAGAGUGUCCCCUGGGAAGAGGAGGAGGAGGAGGAGGAGGAGGUGGUGGAAACGAGGGAGGGACAGAUAAAACCUCAUCUAAAGACAUUGGCCUAACACCCCUCACCCCUCAGCCCAUUUCAGGCCUCCAGGUUCCUGUCCCUAUUAACGCUGCUGCAGCCACAGUUCCCAAUGGCACCGUCCUCCUGCGGAGCCCGGCCCAAACUCUGGUGCUCGUGUCCCCGACACCCUCCUCCCUGUCCACCACUGACACCCCUGCCACCCCCCUGCAGGCCCUGUCAGUUACCGUCAGCACAACAGUCACAGCUCCCGCUCCAAGUAGCACGGACAGCUCUGCAGACCGAGAGGAGAACAGGGGGGCGGGAUUUGGGGGUGAGGUCCAGCAGCCAGUUCCCUGUCACCCUUCUCCCACCGCUCUACUGCCCUUGAUCCUCCCUGCCGAAAGCCUUCACCCUGUCCCCCGGAAGGACAUCAUCAUGGGACGUCCUGGCACAGUGUGGACCAAUGUAGAGCCCCGGUCAGUCCCAGUCUUCCCCUGGCAUUCAUUGGUCCCUUUCCUGGCACCCACCCAAUCAGAUGCUUCUUCUCAGCCAGGAGAGGGCCAGCACCCGGUCAACCACCCCCAAGCAGCCAGUCUAAAGACAGAGUGUCAGGGGGUGGCAGCGCCGCCACAGGAGCCUGCAGAGCCUCCUCCCAUUGUAGAGAGAGGUCCUCCAUCCCGGCCUCCUCCCUCCUCUGAGGAGCCGCCUCCAGAGAAGGAGAAAGGAGAUGCAGAGAGGCCUGACAGUGAGACAGAGAGUGACGUGGAUGACCCCUUCCUGCCAGGAGUUGUACCAGAGCCACCACUCUCUACAUCACCAGUGAAGAGGCGCACUCAGUCCCUUAGUGCGCUGCCCAAAGAUGGAGAUAAGAGCAGCCCUGGAAAGAGGGAGAAGGACCACAUUCGGAGACCAAUGAAUGCAUUUAUGAUUUUCAGUAAGCGUCAUCGAGCAUUGGUGCACCAGCGGCACCCAAAUCAGGACAACAGGACAGUCAGCAAGAUUCUUGGGGAGUGGUGGUAUGCCCUUGGGCCGAAGGAGAAACAAAAGUAUCAUGAUUUGGCCUUCCAGGUAAAAGAGGCCCACUUUAAGGCCCACCCAGACUGGAAGUGGUGCAACAAAGACAGGAAAAAGUCCAGCUCUGAGGGCCGUGGGGUCCCAGGGGGCAAAGACAUCAGAGAGAGGAGCAUGUCUGAGUCCACAGAGCCCCAUUCUGUGGAGCUGAAGGGGGUUGGUCCAGGUCUUGUGGGCGUGUCUGAAAGGAGUACAGGAGAAGGUCAUGUGGGCCAGCUUACCCGUCCCCGAGCCUUUUCUCAAAGUGCCAUGCACAGCCUGGAGCGGAGUGACAGGGGUAACACACAAGCCCUGGCAGAACUGGCACAGAUGUGUGGGGAUGGUGGCAGUCAGUUUUCCAGUCAUGCCCCACCCCUGUCACAGUCCCAGCGGGGGGUCAGUGAGGACAUGACCAGUGAUGAGGAGCGCAUGGUCAUCUGCGAGGAGGAGGGAGACGAUGAUGUCAUCGAGGACCCUUAUCCCAGCAGUUCCAUAGAUCUUAAGUGUAAGGAGCGAGUGACGGACAGCGAUAGUGAGAACGGUUCUGGUGACGAAAGUGAUCGAAAGAGAGUUUUUGCCCCAGUCAUUUGCUCCUCUGCAUUAUCAUCCUCUGCACACCAUACCCCUCAUGGCAGAAGUGUCUCACUGUCCUCCUACCCCAGCAGCAAGCGCCAUGAUGAGGGGAGAUCAGGAGGGGGAGGGUUUUCAGAUCACAGGAGGAAGGACAGAGGAGAGGGAGAGGGGAAGGACACAUAUAUGGGAGAGGGAGGAGGUGGAGGAGUGCAGGCCUCAUCUCUCUCCCUCCCUUCUGGCCAGUCUGUCAUCUCUACCUCUCCAGCUGGAGGGCAUCCUUCCUCAUCAGUAGGUUCACUUGGGGGGAACCCACUGGUGGGCAUUGGCGCCGUAAGGGUGGCAUCUACAGUGGUGACCAAUGUCAUGCGUCCUGUUAUCAGCACACCGCUCCCCAUCGCCAGUAAACCCAGAGAUGGAGGCACAUCAUCCAGUCCGCACCCGCCGGAGAGGAAGUCCCUGACUCCCCAUCAGCAGCCACAACUUCUGAUUGGUUCAGGAUCAGGAGGCGGGGUCCCAGCAACAGGGGGUGGGUACUACUCUUCAUCAUCACCCAAUCCUGUAGGUGCAAGCGUGGGCCCUGGUGGUGUAGUGACUAAUUUGGUGUUAGGAGGGGCUCUGUCUGCUCAACCUGCUGUACAGCUCAUCACCCCCUCCCACCACCCUCAGCCCUCCCAGCAGCAGGCCCUGCCCUCCUCUGCUGUUUCAGUACCGCAUAGCCAAACCAACGGGCCCCUGCCUCUGUCCCUGCUUCAGCCCCAGUUCCUCCCCGCUUCUUCCAUAUCACCACAUGGGGGUAAGGCCAUCACACAAGUUCAGUACAUCCUGCCCACCCUACCUGCCAACACAAACCCCAAGAGCCCACCUCAGCAGCUCAGCCAGCCAACCAGUAUCUUCAACCUGCCCACAGCUCCACCCACACACAUGUCCCUGGCCAAUGGAAAGCAACAGGGGACAAGUUCACUGACAGGAUAUACGUCCAGCUCAGCAGUGGGAGUGGUCAGCCCGGGAACUAGAGUGCAAACACAGUCUCCAGUGCUCCAGGGCAAAAUGCUUGUUCCCAUGGCAACAGUACGGACAGCGCCAGCCCCUGCCCAGCAGUUUCCCAUCGUGGCUCCACCUCUUCCGGUCCAGAACGGUGCUCAGACGGGAAGCAAGAUCAUCCAGAUAGCUCCCAUGCCUGUGGUCCAGUCCCAGCUGCCUCAGGGUGGAGCUGUCCACCCUGCCAGCCCCUUCCCUGUUACAGUGGGCACAGCUGCUGUGGUGGCUCCAGGAUCAGCCCCCUCUCAGGCUGUACUGCUGCCACCAGCACCAACCAGGAUCACCUAUGUCCAGUCCCCUCCAGGGGUCCCAUCCACUCUGCCUCUGGUCUCCACGACAACAGGCUCCUCAACCACACAGCAAGCCCUGCCAGUGCCUGGUUCUGCAUAUGUCCCAUCACCCCUGGCAACACUUGGGUUCACAGCCAUCGCACCGCCUGGACAAACGCUGGUUCAGCCGCUGAUUGCAGGUCAGCCGCCGCUUCUCGCCACAGCUCAGUCUCCACAGCCCUCCACCUCAGCCCCUGCCUCAGGCUCCGGGGGCCAGAUAGUCACCGCCAUCUACCCUCCUUCACCUAACGUCACCAUGGCAACAGGGGUGGUCUCCAUGACAGCGGUACCCCCCAGCGUGGUCUACUCUGUCUCGAGCCCUUCCAGUGCUUCCCCCCACAUCCUGUCCAAACACACAACAACCCAUGCCACAAUCACGCACCCACAUCCGCAGCCCCAUCCGGACAGACAGGCAGACAGGCACCUGCCCGUGGACAGACCCGCAGAUCGACAAACUGACAGACAGGCUGAGAGGCAGACAGAAAUGCUGACGCAUUCAGACAGACAUCAGGAGAGGCAGACCUCCAGCAGUAGCAGCUCAGUGGCACCUCCCAGUGGCUCAGCUGUGUCCAUAAGGCCCUGCAGUCCUCCACUUCAGAUCCAAACACCUGGCAGUACACCAGGUACACCCAAACUUACCCAGCUUCCCGUCAGGACCCCUCAGAAGGUGAAGGCAACGGUGGCGAACAUCCCUGUGGGCAGCUAUGAAGGAGGAGGUAGAGGAAAAGACAGAGAAAGGGAGAAAGACAGGGAACGGGAGAGAGAGCGGGAGAAGGAGCGAGAAAGGGAAAAGGAGAGGGAGAGGGAAGCUGCAGCCACCAGUCGCUUCUCCUUUGAUCCUGAGCAAGCAGGGCAGACAGGGUCUCCAUCAACACAUCCUGCUGAGGAGCCGCCGUCCUCUGACAGACCCCUGGAGGGCUCCAGUGCAGCGGACUCCUCUGACAUGCGACACAGAGAAAGCACAACCGCCAAAGAGGCUGGAUGGAAGGAGUCCCUCCCCUCCUCUCCUCUCCCCCCUCCAUCAGCCACAGAACCCACCCUACCGCCCCCACAGACUGACAAAGAUGGUCCUACACCCAAAAAAGUCAAGGCCCGCCCACCACCACUCAAGAAGACUUUUGACUCGGUGGACAAGUCUGGCAGGGUGCUGUCGGAGGUGUAUUUCGAGGAGCGUUUUGCCGAGCUGCCAGAGUUUCGGCCAGAGGAGGUUUUGCCUUCACCCACCCUGCAGAGUCUGGCUACUUCACCCCGCGCCAUUCUGGGCAGCUAUCGCCGCAAGAGGAAGAACUCCACAGAUUUGGACUCGGCCACUGACGAGCAAGUCUCUCCUAAGAGAAAGAGUCGGCGGCGCUCAAGUUGCAGCUCUGAACCCAACACGCCUAAAAGUGCCGCCAAGUGUGAGGGAGACAUCUUCACCUUCGACAGAGCAGCCACAGACGGAGAAGAUAUCCUGACAGAUCUGGAGUUUGAUAAGGUGCCGUACUCCUCUCUGCGACGAACACUGGACCAGAGGCGAGCACUGGUCAUGCAGCUGUUCCAGGAGCAGGGCUUCUUUCCAUCAGCUCAGGCCACUGCAGCCUUCCAGACAAGAUACUCUGACAUAUUUCCCACCAAGGUGUGUCUGCAGCUGAAGAUCAGGGAGGUCCGGCAGAAGAUAAUGCAGACGGCUGCCCCCUCUGAUGUCUCUGGUUUAGGCAUCCCUGACUCGGCUAGCUCCCUCCCUGGACCUUCUGGCUCCCAGUCAGGAGAAGGAACUCUGAGAGGAGGUGGGGACCUGCAGGAUGAAGAUGUGGAGCAAGGGACAGAGGGGAGCCCGGAGGAUCCUCGUGAUUCACAGGACUCUUCUAGAUGAGGGACGCUGACAAAUUAGAUUGACCAAUCAGUGACUGACGUCACACCUUUCCACACCCCCCUCACGCUUUCACACACUUUUUUUUUAAAUCCACACUCUUAACUCUCCUCUGGAUAGAUGCUGAUUUCUGUCCAUCCUCAGCAGCCAACCUGUGGGAGUGAGAGAUUUUUGUAUGCAAUUCUUUUUUCCUUGGGUAAUGUGUGACCCUAGUACCAAAAAAAAGGACACAUGAAAAGCCAGUGGCACAAAAACUACCACAAUGCACACACACACACACACACACACACACACACACACACACACACGCACACAUCCUGCAAACUCCUAAUUCCCACACUUGAAUUAGCACUCUGUAUUAACCACCUUGGAGAAAAAGCUCCCACCGAUGCCAGUGAACGAAGGACCAUUGUUGUACAGCUGCACUCAUUUGCCUUGAAGAAGAAAGGGUUCUUGUUUUGGGACGGAGAGACCUGCUUAACCCAUUCUGAGACGGUGUAAGUCAGCAGUUUUAAAACAAGGACAUUAUGUGUUUUGAUAUUUGUUUUUAAUAGCGUUUAGAGGAGUUGAAGCAGAGAGUGUCUGCUUGAGGAACAACCUGUAUUUAGACUUAACUGUUGUAAGCUUGUAUCUUGUUUCUGCUGACAUUAGGGGGCUGGGCCCUCGACAGCCGGAAACGAUUUGAUUCGACAAGAGAACUCGUUACUAUGGACCUGGAAAGAUCUUUUUCUCCGUUUUAUCGCUCGCACGUAGACCUUCAGGGGAGGUCUACUGGGAGUGACUGAAAAAAACAUUGACUGAAACUCAAGUGGACUUCUGGCAGUGCCAUCAUUCCUGCAAUUACCUGUCUGGCCAAGUCCUCCCUUCUUGCGACUGACGCUAGCACAUGCCAGUAGGUAGGAACCGAGCAUUCCUGUGCCUCUCAUUUGCUCGCCAUGAAGGAAGGAGGUGGGUUGGAGUCAAUGGGCACAUCCUGGCUCUUAGUCGUAGAGGUCAGGCUGAUAAGGCCUUAAUCCUCUAUUGCCAAGCAGUUUUAUUAACUUUUUUAAAAUAAUUUGAUUUGUAUUUAACAUUGUCAUAUUCAGUUUGUUGUUGUACUAUUCCUAUGGUUAUUAUUAUUAUAAUUAUUAUUACUACUCAUAUCAUUGCAGUGAACCCCGGUCCUUAGUUUGGACUUUUCCUUCAUUUCUGCCAGCUGUUUCGUUUUUUAUAAUUUUGGAGGCAGGUGAGAGAAGCUGCUCCACACCUGAACAGUUCCUCCAUUGUAGUCUUCCCUUGACUGGCCUCUCACCUCAGCAAGGACCUGCGGUGCAGUUAUUUUUAUUGUUCAUUUUAAAGAGGACAACUCAACUCAACGUGGACCUUUAUAUUCUUUCAGCAGUAAUAAGCUGUAUGUUUUUAGACAGCCCUGUUAUGCCUCUCUGUCCCUCGCUUAGUUUGACUCUAUAGCCUCAACACUUGUACAACUCCUUCCUCCACCUCUUUCCUUCCCUCCUUCCUCCCUUUGUCACUUUAUUGCUCUCUCCAGACCUACUUUUUAGACAGGUGGAGAGAAAACUGGGGGAAGUGGGGGGGAGGGGAAUGAAUCAAAGAGAGCUGGUAGGAUCUAAUACUGGUUGUGUCUUUGUGCAAGACUUGGUUGUGUUGUAAAUAAUUACUGUAGAGUCAGUAGACUCGUUAUAUUAUUGAUAAGGAAAAAUCUGUCAUUGAACAUAAGUUGACUUUUAAGACACCUGAUACCGAAGGUAAAAACACAUGAAAUGGAAAAAAACAAUAAUAAAUAUGGCUAUUAAUGUU
Epinephelus fuscoguttatus (brown-marbled grouper) is the source of this 10412-nucleotide messenger RNA. It is a transcript of the gene cicb, whose product is annotated as capicua transcriptional repressor b. Bases 348 to 8618 code for a protein of 2756 amino acids. NCBI's taxonomy places the organism in Eukaryota, Metazoa, Chordata, Actinopteri, Perciformes, Serranidae. The record is from RefSeq and is a predicted model, not a curated record. Gene Ontology annotation, cellular component: nucleus. Gene Ontology annotation, molecular function: RNA polymerase II transcription regulatory region sequence-specific DNA binding; DNA-binding transcription factor activity, RNA polymerase II-specific. The transcript is spliced from 21 exons. Gene Ontology annotation, biological process: regulation of transcription by RNA polymerase II.